This is a messenger RNA of Salvelinus sp. IW2-2015, 12381 nucleotides long. NCBI's taxonomy places the organism in Eukaryota, Metazoa, Chordata, Actinopteri, Salmoniformes, Salmonidae. The record is from RefSeq and is a predicted model, not a curated record.
AUGAAAGUCUUGGACUGGAAUCACUGCCAGCCCAGGGAGCAGCAAAAGCUGAAAGAGGAGCGUGAGGCUAAGAGAGCUCAGCUGGAUGGCAGACAUGACUACGUCCUCAGCAUCGUGGCUUCCUGCCUGGGCCUGGAGAAGGCUGACGUGGAGGAUGCCAUUCUGGAGGGAACUCAGAUUGAGCGCAUGGAGCAGUUCUUUGUGGCUGAGGGACUUCCUCAUAUCAUGUUCUACUAUCAGGAUGUGGAGCCAGCUGAAGCAGCAGCAGCAUCAGCAGCAGCAGCAGCUGUCUUGGCCCCCAACCGGAGUAAGAAGGCCAAGGUGUUUGUCACUGAGGGCAAAGAUGUGGCUCUGACUGGUGUCUGUGUGUUCUUCACAAGAGCCAACCCCUCCAAGGCUAUCACUUCUGAGAAUGUGCACAGGGAGGUGAAUUUCAACAUGCUGGACACCACAGAGGUAGGCCUGCUUAAAAGUGUGGAGCAGCUGCUGUCUGAGAUCUUCAUACCCAGCCUGAAGAAGAUGGACCAUGGCUGGGGAGAGCUGGCCAGUCCACAGGCCCAGUCAGUUAAACAGGACUUCAUCAGCUCACUGGACAACUUUGUGUCUGUGCUGGCCGGGGCACAGGAGAGCCUGCAGGAGAAGGUGAAUCUAAAAGUGUGUGACGAAUUUGACCUGAAGACACUGAAAGGCCCGUCUGACUACAUUGCUGUGGCUAACAACACAGAGACAACAGAGAAGAUAGAGGCCUGUAUGAAAGUGUGGAUCAAACAGAUCGAACAGGUGCUGGCGGAGAGUGACCAGCUGAGGAAGGAGGCAGAUGACCUGGGGCCGCGGGCCGAGCUGGACCACUGGAAGAAACGCAUGUCCCGCUUCAACUACCUCCUGGACCAGCUCAAGAGCCCCGAUGUCAAGGCUGUCCUGGGCGUUCUCAUGAUGGCCAAGUCAAAACUCAUCAAGUCCUGGCGAGAGCUGGACACCAGGAUCACUGACUCAGCCAACGAGGCCAAGGACAAUGUYAAGUACCUCUACACUCUGGAGAAGUUCUGUGACCCGCUCUACAACAGUGACCCUGAGUACCAGAAGUGCUCCAAAGACCAAGGAGAAGCUGGAGCAGAGUCCCUCCGAGGCAGUUUGAUUUCAGUGAGAUGUACAUCUUUGGGAAGUUUGAGACGCUUCCAACGACGCCUCUAUAAGAUCCUCACCAAUAUGUUCAGCACCAUCACUACCUACUCAGCCCUACAAGACUCCAAGAUAGAAGGCCUGGAAACUAUGGCAACCACGUUUCAGACUGCAGAAAUGCAAGGGACAUGGGAGAGCAUUGUAUUGAGCAUGAAGAAAAAGCACUACAGUUUCCUUGACCAGAGAAGAACAGACUUUGAUCAGGACUAUGAUGAGUUUUGUAAAAAUACCACUGACUUGCAUAAUCAGCUGAAGACCUUCAUGGAUAACACAUUCGAUAAGAUUCAAAACACAGAGAGGGCUUUGAAUGUACUGAAGAAAUGUGAAAGACUGGGCAUUCCAGACCUGGGCAUCGAUGAGAAGUACCAGCAGAUCCUUCAGAACUAUGGGAGAGACAUAGAGAUGGUGUCCCGUAACUACACCAAGCAGAAGAUGGAUCCUCCCAUUGGCCGGGACCUGCCCCCGGUAGCCGGUAAGAUCCUGUGGGCCCGCCAGCUGUAUCGGAGGAUCCAGGAACCCAUGGAUCUGUUUCAGGAACCCCCUGGGGUGCUGGCUACACCCGAGGCCAAACGCAUCAUCAGGAACUACAACAGGGUGGCCAGGGUGCUGCUAGAGUUUGAGAUGCUCUACCACAGUGGAUGGAUGAAGCAGAUCGAGGAGGUCAGACUGGGCCUCCAGGCCUCUUUACUGGUGAAAUGUCCCGAUACGGGGGACCUGUUUGUCAACUUUGACCCCCAGAUCCUGACUCAGAUUAGGGAGACAGACUGCAUGACCAGGAUGAGGCUGGAGAUUCCUCCCUUCGCAGCCAUCUUACAGCAGAAACAAGAUGCCCUCAAGAAGAACUACAACAAGCUGCAGCUGGUUCUGACAGAGAAUGCCAGGGUCCGGGCUAAGAUCCAGAGUGCCUUUGGGCAACUGGUGAUGCCUCAUGUUGCUAAGGUAGACGAAGCCAUUCUGCCAGGCCUGACCUCCCUCAACUGGACCUCACUGAACAUCGAGAAAUACCUCAGCCGCAUCAACAGUGCUCUCAUGGACCUGGAGCUGCUGAUGGACAGAGUGAAUGACCUGGUGGAGUUCAGGAUAGACGCUGUGCUGCAGGAGAUGAGUGGAGCCACACUGUGGGUUCUGCCCCUGGGGGAACCUUUCAGCUGUGAAGAGUUCGUUCAGACCACCAGGGAGCUGUGUAUAAAGGGAGCUCAGAGUCUCCACGCCAAGAGUUCCUUGGUGGAGGAGGCAACCAAUGAGCUCAUCAACAUGCUGCUGGAGUUUGAGCUGAACAAGGAGGGGGAGGAGGAAUUGCUAGAGGAGAGCAGGACUAAUAUGGACCUAGUGGAGAGUGAAGGGGAGGAGGAGGGUAAGUCAGAGGGUCGCAUCAACCUGCUGUCUCGUAACACCACGGCAGCGAGCACCACGGGCCCCCCGUCUCCCCUGGUGAAGAGGAAGAAGAAGAAAGACCUGCUGGAGGUGAUGGAGGAGGAGGCUGAAGAGCUUCUGUCCCACUUCAACCACCGUAACGUGGACGCCCUGCUGAGGCUCACACGCAACACCCUGGAGACCCUCCGCAAACGCCUCCACGCCUCCUCACUACUGCACUUCCUGACAGAGAGUGAUUCCCCCAGCCGUCUGAAGGGCAGUGGUCAGCAGCCUAUCUUCAGGACCAGUGUGACCCUGUCCAUCCCCAACAUCGCCAUGGUCCCAGCCCUGGAUGAGGUCCAGCAGGCUCUGAACCGGGCUGUGGAGAGUGUGGUCAGUGUCAGCAAAGGAGUCGGCCAGUGGAGCAAGGAGAGGAUCUCCAAGAGGAAGAUGAGUGAGAGACGCAUGGCUGCUCUGAGACCGGACAAGAGUGACAGUGAGUCAGAGGACGGAGAGACCACCUACAGGAGCCUGGCUGAUGGCAGUACCUCAGACAUCUCCGCCUCUGUGAUCCAGGCUAUACCUUUCCAGGCCAGGAACUACUACAAGAGUGUGUCUGAGAACAAGGAGAUCAUCAAGCUGGUGUCUGUGCUCAGCACCUCCAUCAACUCUACCAAGAAGGAGGUGAUGAAUGCUCUGGACCGCUUCAGUCGUUACCACCACAUCUGGAGGAAGGAGCGAGAGGACACCAUCCAGAAGUUCAGCCAGGGCAGCCCUCUGCUGUCUGAGUUUGAGUCUCAGAUCCUCUACUACAAAGACCUGGAACUGGAGAUCAACGCUGAGCCUGAGUACAUCACUGUGGGAGCUCUGGCCCUCUAUACAGCUGACCUGAAGAUGGCCCUGACUGCGGAGACUAAGAGCUGGAUGGUGGACUARGGCCUGCACUGUAACAGGAAGUACCGGACAGAUAUGGAGAACAUCUUCACGUUAGUGGAUGAGGCGGCAAAGAAACUGAACCGACCAAUCAAAGACUUGGACGACAUCCGCAUCGCCAUGGCAUCGCUGAAGGAGAUCAGAGAGCAGCAGAUCUCCAUUGACUUCCAUGUGGGACCCAUAGAGGAGUCCUAUUCCAUGCUCCAUAAGUAUGGCCUGGUAGUGGCGAAGGAGGAGGCAGAGAAGGUGGACACGCUGCGCUACACCUGGGAGAAGCUGCUAGCCCGCAGCACAGAGGUUCAAAGACUGGUGUCCCUGCAGCCCAACUUCAGAGGAGAGCUCAUAGACAACGUGCCGUUUGUGGAGGACUGUGGACACUUCUAUCAGGACUAUGACAAGGACGGUCCCAUGGUUGUUGGACUGGCUCCCCAAGACGCUAGUGACAGACUCAUCAUGUUUCAGAUCANCUUUGACAACCUGUUCCGUAAGUACAUCACCUACACUGGUGGAGAGGAGCUGUUUGGCCUGCCUGUGACCCAACACCCUCAGCUGCUGGAGAUCAGGAGACAGCUCACCCUCCUCCAGAAGCUCUAUGGACUCUACAACAGUGUCAUCGACACCGUCAACGGCUACUAUGACAUCCUCUGGGCCGACAUCCACAUAGACAGGAUCAAUAACGAACUUCUUGACUUCCAGACGCGUUGUCGCAAGCUGCCCCGUGCCCUCAAAGAGUGGAAGGCAUUCCUUGACCUGAAGAAAAAUAUAGAUGAUUUCAACGAGUGUUGCCCCCUACUAGAACUGAUGACCAACAAGUCCAUGAUGACGCGUCACUGGAAGAGAAUCGCCGAGGUGACAGGACACAGCUUCGAGGUGGAGACGGACACUUUCAAGCUGCGCAACAUCAUGGAAGCUCCCCUCCUCAAAUGCAAAGAGGAAAUUGAGGAUAUUUGCAUCAGUGCGGUGAAGGAGAGGGACAUUGAGCAGAAGCUGAAGCAGGUGAUUGCUGAGUGGGACAACAAGACGUUCACCUUCGCCAACUUCAAGACGCGAGGGGAGCUGCUGCUGAGGGGCGACAGCACUGCUGAGAUCAUUACUAACAUGGAUGACAGCCUCAUGGUGCUGGGAUCACUCAUGAGUAACAGGUACAACACGCCAUUCAAGGCCCAGAUCCAGAAAUGGGUUCAGAACCUUUCCAAUACCACUGACAUCAUAGAGAACUGGAUGACUGUCCAGAACCUGUGGAUCUACCUCGAGGCUGUGUUCGUGGGAGGGGACAUAGCCAAACAGCUACCCAAGGAGGCGAAACGUUUCUCCAACAUCGACAAGUCCUGGGUGAAGAUCAUGACGCGGGCCCAUGAGAUGCCCAACGUGGUGCAGUCAUGUGUGGGGGACGAGACCAUGGGACAGCUGUUGCCUCACCUGCUGGAACAACUGGAGAUCUGUCAGAAGUCUCUCACCGGGUACUUGGAGAAGAAGCGUCUGCUGUUCCCUCGGUUCUUCUUUGUGUCUGACCCGGCCCUGCUGGAGAUACUGGGCCAAGCCUCAGACUCCCACACCAUCCAGGCCCACCUGCUCAACGUCUUUGACAACAUUAAAUGUGUCCGCUUUCAUGACAAGAUGUACGACCGGAUCCUGGCCAUCUCGUCCAGGGAGGGGGAGACGGUAGAGCUGGAUCGGCCGGUGACGGCGGAGGGGAACGUGGAGGUCUGGCUCAACGCCCUGCUGAAGGAAUCCCAGAGGUCUCUUCAUCUGGUCAUCAGACAGGCUGUCCUGGCCAUCCAGGACUCAGGCGUCCAGCUCAUUGAGUUCCUGGACACUUUCCCUGCUCAGGUUGGUCUGCUGGGAGUCCAGAUGAUCUGGACCAGAGACUCAGAGGAGGCCCUGACCAACGCCCGCUARGACCGUAAGAUCAUGCCCAAGACCAACCAGUUCUUCCUGGAGCUUCUCAACACCCUGAUAGACAUGACCACUAAAGACCUGGCCUCAAUGGAGCGGGCCAAGUAUGAGACACUCAUAACCAUCCAUGUUCACCAGAGGGACAUCUUUGAUGACCUGUGUCGGCUGCAUAUCAAAAGCCCUACAGAGUUUGAGUGGCGGAAGCAGUGUCGUUUCUACUUCAAUGAGGACUCUGACAAGAUGAUCAUCAACAUCACUGACGUUGGCUUCAUCUAUCAGAAUGAGUUCCUGGGCUGCACUGACAGACUGGUCAUCACCCCUCUGACUGACAGUCCAUGUUGGGUUCACUCUGUUUUUAAGGUGCAUUAUGACUUUGGACUGCGAAACAUUUUGUCAGUUCUGCGGACACUGGGGGCGGUGAAACGAGCGAACCCCAACGACACAGAAUCUACCAUCGUCAUGAGGGUUCUCAGAGAUAUGAACCUGUCCAAGCUGAUAGAUGAAGAUGAACCGUUGUUCCUCAGCCUGAUAGAGGACCUCUUCCCUGGGAUCCAGCUGGAUAAAGCAGGCUACUCAGAGCUGGAGACAGCUAUCYACAAACAGGUGGCAGAGGCAGGUCUGAUCAGCCACCCUCCAUGGAAGCUGAGGUGAUUCAGCUGUUUGAGACCAGAGGGUCCGCCAUGGCAGAUGGCCCUGGGCCCGCGGAGCAGGAAAAAACACUGCAUUCACACCCUGAUGAGAGCCAUGACAGACUGCGGCCAGCCACACAGAGAGAUGCGUAUGAACCCCAAAGCGAUCACCGCCCCUCAGAUGUUUGGCCGUCUAGAUGCAGCUACCAAUGACUGGACUGACGGCAUCUUCUCUACCCUGUGGAGGAAGACCCUGAGAGCCAAGAAAGGGGAGCACAUCUGGAUAGUACUAGAUGGACCAGUAGAUGCUAUCUGGAUAGAGAACCUCAACUCUGUACUGGAUGACAACAGGACUCUGACCCUGGCCAAUGGAGACAGGAUCCCCAUGGCUCCCAACUGCAAGAUCGUGUUUGAGCCCCACAACAUCGACAACGCCUCGCCUGCCACCGUGUCUCGUAACGGAAUGGUGUUCAUGAGCUCUUCUGUGCUCAACUGGAGCCCCAUUCUGGAGGGCUGGCUGAAGAAGCGUUCCCGUCAGGAGGGAGAGGUGCUGAGAGYGCUGUUCUCCUCUUCCUUCCCCGAGCUCUACCAGUUCACUGUUCGCUGUCUGGAGUACAAGAUCGACAUGCUGGAGGCCUUCGUCAUCAUGCAAAGCAUCAACAUGCUGCAGGGCCUCAUCCCCGCCAAGGAGCAGUGUGGGGAGGUGUCCAGGCAGCAUGUGGAGCGUCUCUAUGUGUUUGCUCUCAUGUGGAGRAUCGGAGCUUUACUGGAGCUGGAAGACAGGAGGAAGAUGGAGAGUUGGCUCCGUGGAAACGACAACAUCCAUCUGGACCUCCCAGAUAUACCAUCAGACAGCGAGGACACCAUGUUCGACUACCACGUCACUACAGACGGUCAGUGGAUCCACUGGAACACACGGGUAGAGGAGUACGUCUACCCAUCAGACCUCACCCCAGAGUACGGAUCCAUCCUGGUCCCCAACGUAGACAAUGUCCGCACUGACUUCCUCAUCCAGACCAUCGCCAAACAGGGCAAGGCUGUGUUGUUGAUCGGAGAGCAAGGCACAGCCAAGACCGUCAUCAUCAAGGGAUACAUGUCAAAGUACGACCCCGAAACUCACAUGGCCAAGAGUCUCAACUUCUCCUCCGCCACAACUCCACUCAUGUUCCAGCGAACUGUGGAAAGCUAUGUGGACAAGCGGAUGGGCACCACCUACGGCCCUCCUGCAGGGAAGAAGAUGUCCGUCUUUGUGGACGACAUCAACAUGCCAGUCAUCAACGAAUGGGGAGAUCAGGUCACCAAUGAGAUAAUCCGCCAGCUGAUGGAACAGAAUGGGUUCUUCAAUCUGGAGAAGCCGGGGGAGUUCACCAAUAUAGUGGACAUCCAGUUCCUGGCAGCGAUGAUCCACCCAGGGGGAGGCCGCAACGACAUCCCCCAGAGACUGAAGAGGCAGUUCUCCAUCUUCAACAGAGAGAGAUCACCAGAGGAUACAGACUUUGAGAUGCCCAAGGUGUAUGAGCCCAUCGAGUCGCUUAAGAGCCUAAUGGACAGGCUCAACAUGUURCUUGGCCAGUACAACGAGAGCAUCAGAGGAGCUGGCAUGGACAUGGUGUUCUUCAGAGAUGCUAUGAUACACCUUGUCAAGAUCUCCAGGAUCAUCCGCACCCCCAGAGGGAAUGCCCUUCUAGUAGGAGUGGGGGGAUCAGGCAAGCAGAGCCUGACUAAACUGMCUUCCUUCAUCGCCGGCUACAAGACCUUUCAGAUCACACUAACACGUUCGUACAACACUGCUAACCUGAUGGAGGAUCUGAAGGGUCUGUACAGGACAGCAGGCCAGCAGGGAAGAGGCAUCAGCUUCAUCUUCACUGAUAACGAGAUCAAGGACGAGUCUUUCCUGGAGUACAUGAAUAAUGUGUUAUCAUCAGGAGAGGUGUCGAACUUGUUUGCUCGAGACGAAAUUGACGAGAUCAUCAGUGACCUCGCACCAGUCAUGAAAAGAGAGUUUCCUCGGCGACCACCAACCAAUGAGAACCUCCAUGACUAUUUCAUGAGCAGGGUCAGACAGAACCUACACGUGGUUCUCUGCUUCUCUCCUGUUGGGGAAAAGUUCCGGAACAGAGCCCUGAAGUUCCCUGCCCUCAUCUCCGGCUGCACCAUGGACUGGUUCAGCCGCUGGCCCAAAGAUGCUCUGAUCGCAGUGUCAGAGCACUUCCUGUCCACCUAUAACAUCGACUGUUCGACCGUGGUGAAGGGGGAGGUGGUGUUGAAGGUGGUGACAGUGAAGGCCCAGGCAGCAGAGAAAGUCAGGUGGAGGUCCAGAAGGUCAAGGAUAAGGCUAGGCCAUGCCAUAGUGGACAGCAUCUCUGCMGACAAGGCCUUCGCUGAGGAGAAGCUGGAGGCUGCCAAGCCAGCCCUGGAGGAGGCUGAGGGUGCACUACAGACCAUCAAGCCGUCGGACAUUGCCACGGUGCGGACCCUGGGUCGYCCUCCCCACCUCAUCAUGAGGAUCAUGGACUGUGUUCUGCUGCUGUUCCAGAGGAGGGUGAACACGGUGAAGAUCGACCCGGAGAAGAACUGCACCAUGCCCUCCUGGCAGGAGUCCCUCAAACUCAUGACUGCUGGGAACUUCCUGGGCAGUCUGCAGCAAUUCCCCAAAGACAGUAUCAAUGAGGAGAUGGUGGAGCUACUGCUGCCCUACUUCGACAUGCCAGACUACACKCUGGAGACGGCCAAGCGCGUGUGUGGAAACGUGGCUGGUCUGGCCUCCUGGACCAAAGCCAUGGCCUCCUUCUUCUCCAUCAACAAGGAGGUGCUCCCAUUAAAGGCUAACCUGGCAGUGCAGCAGAACCGGCUGGCCAUGGCCAACAUAGACCUGCAGGCGGCCCAGGCAGAGUUGGAUGACAAGCAGGCAGAGCUGGAUGUGGUCCAAGCAGAGUAUGAGAAGGCCAUGKUGGAGAAACAGACACUGUUGGAGGAUGCUGAACGCUGCAGACACAAGAUGCAGACGGCCUCUAGCCUCAUCAGUGGUCUGGCUGGAGAGAAYGAGCGCUGGACAGAGCAGAGCAAAGAGUUUGCCGCCCAGACCAAGCGCCUUGUAGGUGACGUCUUAUUGGCCACAGCCUUUCUGUCCUACUCCGGCCCCUUCAACCAGGAGUUCCGGAACCUUCUCCUGACCGACUGGCAGAGGGAGAUGAAGACCAGACACAUCCCGUUCGGGAACAACCUCAACCUGACCGAGAUGCUGAUCGACGCACCUACAGUCAGCGAGUGGAACCUUCAGGGCCUGCCCAACGAUGACCUAUCCAUCCAGAACGGGAUCAUCAUCACCAAGGCCUCACGCUUCCCUCUCCUCAUAGACCCUCAGACCCAGGGCAAGAUCUGGAUAAAAAAUAAAGAAUCCAGGAAUGAGCUGCAGAUCACCUCCRUGAACCACAAGUACUUCAGGAACCACCUGGAGGACAGCCUGUCUCUGGGGCGCCCCCUACUGAUCGAGGACGUAGGUGAAGAGCUGGACCCGGCACUGGACAACGUACUGGAGAAAAACUUCAUCAAGACGGGCUCCACUUAUAAGUGAAAGUGGGAGACAAAGGAGGUGGAUGUGAUGGGGUUCCGUCUUUAUGUGACCACUAAGCUCCCCAACCCUGCGUACACCCCAGAGAUCAGCGCCCGCACCUCAAUCAUAGACUUCACUGUCAAUGAGGGUCUGGAGGACCAGCCUGGACGGGUCAUCCUCACUGAGAAACAGGAGUGGAGAAGGAGCGCACAACCUGCUGAAGAUGUAACGGCCAACAAGAGGAAGAUGAAAGAGCUGGAGGACAACCUGCUGUAUCGUCUGACCUCUACCCAGGUCCUGGUGGACGACGAGAGCCUCAUCAUCGUCCUGGGCAACACCAAGCGCACCGCCGACGUCACACAGAAACUACAGAUCUCAGCCGAGACCGAGAUCCAGAUCAACACCGCUAGAGAGGAAUACAGACCUGUGGCCACCAGAGGCAGCAUCCUGUACUUCCUCAUCACUGAGAUGUCUAUGGUUAACGUCAUGUACCAAACGUCACUACGACAGUUCUUGGGAAUCUUUGACCUCUCUCUGGCCAGAUCAACCAAAAGUCAAAUUACCAGCAAGCGAAUAGCGAACGUAAUUGAGCACAUGACCUUUGAGGUGCACAAGUAUGCAGCCAGGGGUCUGUAUGAGGAGCACAAAUUCCUGUUUACCCUCCUGCUGACGCUGAAGAUCGACAUGCAGAGUAACCGCGUGAAACACGCUGAGUUCCUCACCCUCAUUAAAGGAGGUGCCUCUCUGGAUCUGAAGGCUUGCCCCCAUAAGCCUGCCAAGUGGAUCUUAGACAUGACUUGGCUCAAUCUGGUGGAGCUCAGUAAACUGUGGCAGUUCUCUAAUAUCCUUAAUCAGAUCUGUUGUAAUGAGAAGCAGUGGAAGGCAUGGUUUGAUAAGGAGGCCCCUGAGGAGGAGGUGAUCCCUAAUGCAUAUGACCAGAGCCUGGACUGUUUCCACCGCCUGCUGCUCAUACGCUCCUGGUGCCCAGACAGGACCAUCGCACAGGCCCGUAAGUACAUCAUGGACUCGAUGGGAGAGAAGUAUGCAGAGGGAGUGAUCCUGGACCUAGAGAAGACGUGGGAGGAGUCAGACCCCCGGYCCCCGCUCAUCUGCUUCCUGUCCAUGGGCUCAGACCCCACCGACUCCAUCAUCGUCCUGGGGAAGAGGCUGAAGAUAGAGACUCGCUAUGUCUCCAUGGGCCAGGGACAGGAGGUCCACGCACGCAAGCUGCUCCAGCAGACCAUGGCCAACGGUGGCUGGGCCUUGCUCCAGAACUGCCACCUGGGCCUGGACUUCAUGGAUGAGCUGAUGGAUACUGUGACAGAGACAGACGCCGUCCAUGAGACCUUCCGCCUGUGGAUUACUACAGAGGUCCACAAACACUUUCCCAUCACACUGCUGCAGAUGUCCAACAAGUUCACUAAUGAGCCUCCACAGGGACUGAAGGCAGGGCUGAAGAGGACUUAUGGAGGCAUUAACCAGGACCUGCUGGAUGUCAGUAACAUGGUCCAGUGGAGGCCCAUGCUGUAUGGGGUGGUGUUCCUCCACUCUACGGUCCAGGAGAGGCGUAAAUACGGCCCCCUGGGCUGGAACAUCCCCUACGAGUUCAACCAGGCUGACUUCAACGCCACUGUGCAGUUUGUUCAGAACCACCUGGARGACAUGGACAUCAAGAAGGGUGUAUCCUGGAAUACAGUGCGCUACAUGAUCGGGGAGAUCCAGUAUGGCGGUAGGGUGACAGACGACUAUGACAAGCGUCUGCUCAACACCUUCGCCAAGGUCUGGUUCAGUGAAAACAUGUUUGGACCUGACUUCUAUUUCUACAAAGGCUACAGCAUUCCCAAGUGUWCCAACGUGGACCAAUAUCUGACAUACAUUCAGGGCCUACCGGCUUACGACACUCCAGAGGUGUUUGGCCUGCACCCCAAUGCUGACAUAACGUARCAGAGCAAGCUGGCCAAAGACGUCCUGGACACCAUCCUGUCCAUCCAGCCUAAGGACAGCUCCAGUGGCGGAGGGGAGACCAGGGAGGCCAUUGUGGCCAGGCUAGCUGACGACAUGCUGGAGAAACUACCUCCAGACUACGUACCGUUUGAAGUGAGAGAGAGGCUACAGAAGAUGGGUCUGCUCCAGCCCAUGAACAUCUUCCUGCGUCAGGAGAUAGACCGCAUGCAGAGGGUCAUCGUGCUGGUCAGGAACACGCUGACCGACCUCAAACUGGCCAUCGACGGCACCAUCAUCAUGAGUGAGAACCUACGGGACGCGCUGGACUGCAUGUAUGACGCACGCAUCCCCUCACGUUGGAAGAAGGCGUCAUGGGCCUCCAGCACUCUAGGGUUCUGGUUUACUGAGUUGCUGGAUAGGAACCGUCAGUUCCAGGCGUGGAUCUUUGAAGGACGGCCCAACUGUUUCUGGAUGACAGGGUUCUUUAACCCACAGGGCUUCCUGACCGCCAUGAGACAGGAGAUCACUCGUGCAAACAAGGGCUGGGCUCUAGACCGUAUGGUGCUGUGCAACGAGGUGACCAAGUGGAUGAAGGAUGACAUCACCCAGCCGCCCUCUGAGGGGGUGUAUGUGUACGGCCUCUAUCUGGAGGGGGCGGGCUGGGACAGGAGGAACUGCAAACUCAUCGACUCUAAACCCAAAGUGUUGUUUGAGAUGAUGCCUGUAGUCAGGAUGUAUGCUGAAAAUAAUGGUGUCAAGGAUGCCCGGUUAUACUCCUGUCCCAUAUAUAAGAAGCCUGUAAGGAUGGACCUGAAUUACAUUGCUACUGUGGAACUGAAGACUGCUCCACCGCCUGAGUACUGGAUACUACGUGGUGUGGCGCUGCUGUGGUGA